AUGACGAGCUCCGCCCCCACACCUCAUCCCUCCGCAAUUCCCAAAGGCAACACUCAAGAGCAAGAGCCACACACUUCGAGCAAAGAAGAAAAGCGAACAAACUUGGUAUCCAAUCUCACCUCACCAAUCCCUCAGCCAAAGCUGCGUCUUCACGUGGAAGACCUACGCCAUCCAGCCUCAAGUGCCUUCCUCACCUUGAUCCCAGACCUCGCAUCAACACUCGACAAGGCUCUAGCAAACAUCAUAAAAUACCUCUAUACUUCACCCGCAAAGUCCGAGAACCCCAACCGACCCGCUUUCACACCCAGCAUCCCGCCAACAAGAUCUGUAACAGUCUUCCUCCGCGAUUACAGCGGGGUAGCCUAUACAACAGGCACAGAGCUCGACGACGCGCACAAGGAAAUCCACGUAUCGCUCCCGUUCAUCCAGCACUGUACAUCCGGUCCAUCUGCGAAGGAUGACCCACUCCAUGAGCUAGUCGGGGUUUUGACCCACGAGCUUGUGCAUUGCUAUCAACACACCGCGCCGCCUAGUUCCCACGAAAAUGGUAACGGGGGAAUUCCCCGUCCGCCGGGUGGACUAAUCGAGGGCGUAGCUGACUUCGUGAGGCUCAAGGCUGGUUUGGAGCCGCCGCACUGGAAACGUCCCCUGUCUGCGGCGGAGAGGCCGCCGAAGUGGGAUAUGGGGUAUCAGCAUACGGCCUAUUUCCUGGAGUGGCUGGAGGAUGUUAGGUAUGGGAGGGGUGCUGUGGGGAUGCUGAAUGAUCGGCUUUUGAGAGUUGGGUAUGUUGGCGAAGGGGAGAAGAAGGAUGUGGACCAACAGAGUAUUGGAUUCUGGGAGGGUCUUUUCGGGAUUGGGAUUGGGGAGUUGUGGGAAGAGUAUGGGCAGUAUCUGGACAGUCUUACGAAGGAAGGUUUCGGGAGGGGCAGUGGGAACUGA
This is a messenger RNA of Penicillium verrucosum, 939 nucleotides long. RefSeq names its product basic secretory family protein. The coding region runs from base 1 to 939 and encodes 312 amino acids. The record is from RefSeq and is a predicted model, not a curated record. Lineage: Eukaryota; Fungi; Ascomycota; Eurotiomycetes; Eurotiales; Aspergillaceae. The transcript has a single exon.